Culex quinquefasciatus (southern house mosquito) is the source of this 3948-nucleotide messenger RNA. RefSeq names its product fibulin-1. Gene Ontology annotation, biological process: extracellular matrix organization. The transcript is spliced from 16 exons. Bases 798 to 3749 code for a protein of 983 amino acids. The record is from RefSeq and is a predicted model, not a curated record. Gene Ontology annotation, molecular function: calcium ion binding; peptidase activator activity. NCBI's taxonomy places the organism in Eukaryota, Metazoa, Arthropoda, Insecta, Diptera, Culicidae.
GGUUAAAAGGUCUUGAUUUGGGGCUCGACAGCAGUACCGAGUUGGUGGUCGGGACGAGAAAAACCAACCCAAGUGUGGACCCUUAAUGGACGACCGAAAUCCGAUUUCGCUUCGAUUUGGCGGUCAGUUCCGCCCGUGAAAAGUGUGUGUUUGUGGAGUGAUUUUUUUCCUGAUUUUUGAAAGAGAACAAAGGCCACCGGCGACGACUGUGGAGAAUUAAAUUGUGGUUUUCUCGCCAUUCACUCGACGUCGCGGUCAAAGGACGAACUUUACUAAAUGGGACUCCAUUUGGAACCUGCCACGGCUGCUGGCGCUACUGCUGCUGCUGCUUAUUGGAUUAUCGUAAAUUGAUUCGUGGCGGAUCUGGUCAACCCGGAGCCGACAAAGGGCUUCGUCGAGUGGGGGUGACUGAAAGUGUUACAUAAUUUUGCAGGAACAAAAAAAAGAACGAGCAAAAUCUGAGACAAAAGAGCUUGUCGAGUGUGGAAUCAGAAAAUCGAAAAUCAUCAAAAUAAUAAAAACCGAAGAAGAAAAAAGGGGAAAUCACUGUUUGAGGCCCCAGAUUGGUGUGAUAGAGUGUGGUUUUGUGACGUAAAGUGGAGUCCAGCAAAAAGAAAAGGGAGAUAAUCACGACGAUAAGCGGAGGUCGAUUUGUUGCAGCAGUGGAAAGUGCGAAAAUAGAAUUUGGCACUGACUGGCUCGGCAGUGCCAUCCGACUUUGUGUGGGUGGAAAACGGAUUAAAACUGAUUAGAGGGAAAAGUGGAGAGUUAGUGGGCAGAGAGAACCCGCACACGCCAUGGGGGUGAAAAUUGGUUUGAUGCUGAUAUGCUGCGUGGGACUGGUGAGCUCGGAAGCGAUCGCCAUCGAGCAGAUUCUGUCCCUGUGCUGCCAGGAGGGUGAGGAAUGGGGCACCCAGAAUCGGCUCUGCUCGAGCUUCAACAAAUCACUCGAGCUGGUCCCGGGUGAGCUGCGCGGGCUGUGCCUGUCGACGAUCGAAAUCUGCUGCUCGAAGCAGCACAAGAUUUAUCAGUGCACCGCCGGACAGAUUGCCGCCCGGCAGGGCCUCAGCUGCUCCCUGAAGGGCGACCACUCGGGGUCAGAGUUUUACACAGACUGCUGCGAGGCGUGCAAGAUUGGCCUGGUGGUCGGCUCCAGCUCGAGCAAGUGCUCGGUAGAUCCGUUCGCGUUCGGCAGCCCCUGGGACGAGGUGUACGACGGAUGCUGCAAAGACAUCAAGCAGGACACGUUCAUCCUGAACGAGGAUGACGAAAACAAUUUAUGCGGCCGCUUUGAUAAUCUGUGCUCGCAAAUCUGCGAGAACACGGUUGCCGGGUCGUACGUAUGCAAGUGUUACCCGAGCUACACGCUGAUGGACGACAGGAAGACAUGCGCCCAAAUUACGUCCGAGGACGAGAACGAGAUCCCGUUGGAUAACACACUGUCGGACUGUCGCAUCGGUUACGAGAAGGACCAACGAAACGGCGAAUGCGUCGACGUUGACGAGUGUGAAACCGGCGAGGCUGCCUGUGACGCCCAGCUGCAGGUUUGUAUGAACGUCGAGGGCAGCUACAAAUGUUUGGACAUCCAGGAGGUCAAAUGUGAGGCAGGUUUUCGGUAUGACCGCAAAACUGGCAAAUGUGAAGAUAUUAAUGAGUGCUUUGAGCUGACUGACGCUUGCAAUAGGGAAAGCCAGCAUUGCUUGAAUGGGCGCGGAAACUACACCUGCCAGAACAAGGCGGUGGGAAAGUGCUUGCCAGGGUUCAUCUACGACACCGCCAGCAAGUCAUGCGAAGACAUUGACGAGUGCGAGGACAGCUCGGCCUGUGACGAGGGCUUCCAGUGUGUCAAUAUUAAGGGCUCGUACGACUGUAUUACCGUUGUGAAAAACUACCCACUUCCGACACCUGCUCCGAAGAAGAAAGUCGAAUCCUGUGCACCAGGCUUCCGGCGUCACAACGACCAGUGUGUAGAUAUUGACGAGUGCUCCGCGGACAAGUACGCCUGUGACAGCAACCAGGUGUGCACGAAUGAAAUUGGCGGUUUUCGGUGCGAUUGCAAGAUUGGCUUCAUGCUUGACCAGGUGACCAAUGCGUGCAUGGAUAUCAACGAGUGCCAGAUAAACGCUCACGAGUGUCUGGAGAGCCAACGGUGUGACAACACGAUAGGGUCGUACACGUGCAUCCGGUUGCAGAGCUGUGGCACCGGUUACACGUUGAACGCCGAAACCGGAAACUGCGACGACGAUGACGAGUGCGCCCUGGGACGUCACAACUGUAUGGCCCCGUACGAGUGCUUCAACACGAAGGGAUCGUUCCGAUGUCGGCAAAGGUCCAGGUAUGCCCCGGCCGUCGUCGUAAGCAGUCAAACCACGACCGGCAACAGCAUCAUCACCACAACCACUACAACUUCCACUCCUCGUCCUGUUUAUUACACGCAACCACCCAGGACGCAGCCACAGUACGGUCCGGUGUAUCAACCGACCAACCAGGGCCAACAGGUUGAAUAUAACCGCUACCUGGGGUCGUGUGGAAUCGGUUUCGAGCGAAACGCCCUUGGGGCUUGCGUUGACAUUGACGAAUGUGCGCGGGAAAAUGUGUGUCGCCCCAACCAGCGGUGUGUAAACGGUAAUGGGUCGUACCGGUGCCACGAUUUGCUGAUCUGCCCCAACGGCUUUACCGCCAACAACGACGGAACGGAAUGUUUGGACGUGGACGAGUGCCUAACCGGGGAGGCCAAGUGCGGCCCGGACCAGGUGUGCAAGAACAAGCGCGGCGGCUACGUGUGUCUGUGUCCGGCGGGGCACAUAAUCGGCCGGAACCACCGGUGCGAGGACGUGAACGAGUGCGACCUGCACAAGGGCAAGGUGUGCCCGCAGAACUCGGAGUGCAUCAACACGGUCGGCUCGUACCAGUGCGACUGCAAGGACGGCUUCCGGAAGUCCCGCCCGGAGGAUCUGAUCUGCACGGACGUGGACGAGUGCAGCGAGAUUCCGGGGCUGUGCCACCAGCGGUGCAUAAACUACUGGGGCUCGUACCGGUGCGGUUGCGAGCCGGGCUACAAGCUGGCCAGCGACAACCGAACCUGCGACGACGUGGACGAGUGCGAUGAGUACAAAUCCAAUAACCUGUGCGUUGGGUUCUGCGAGAAUACGCCGGGCUCGUACGGCUGCCGGUGUCCGCCGGGGUACAAGCUCGGCCACGACGGUCGCAGUUGCAUAGAUAUCGACGAGUGUGAGCCGCGGGACGUGUGUAAUGGUCGUAACGAGAUCUGUACCAACAUCCGAGGCAGUUACCGGUGUACCCGCAUAAACUGCCCGCACGAAUACGAAAUCGACCCCGAUAGGUCCAAUCGCUGCAGACGGACCACCAAAUACUGCAACCCGGGGGACACCGAGUGUCUGCGGAAGCCAACGUCCUACUCGUACAAUUUCAUAACGCUGGUCUCGAACAUGCCGGUGCCUCCGUCGGGACGUGCCCUGUUCAACCUGCGAGGACCGGCGUGGUACGAGGCAAUCGACUUUGAUCUGAAGCUGCUCUCGGUUGAUGCCCCACCGAACGUCCGACCGGUGGAUCAGCGCUUUUUCAGCUUGAACAAACUGUCCAACGAAGUGCUGCUGAACCUGGUCAAGAGCAUCGAAGGGCCGCAGGACAUUGAGCUCGAGCUGAGCAUGACGGUGUUCAAGGACGGCCAACCGUACGGAUCCAAUAUUGCCAAGCUGUUUCUGAUGAUUUCAGCAUAUGAAUUCUAAUGAGUCGAGUCGAGUCGAGUGCGAUGUCGGGUGGUGCUCCUUUUUACUGUUGUCGUACAAAAUAAAAGCUCAACGUGGCCCACCGGCCAGUGCAGCGCUUUGGGGGAUUCUGUGUUUCUUUCGUUAUGUUUGAUUCAUUACCAUUUUUAUGGAGCAUCGCUUUAUGUUUUCAGCUGCCUGUGUGGGAGUUGAUUAAUUG